Funneliformis mosseae is the source of this 184-nucleotide messenger RNA. NCBI's taxonomy places the organism in Eukaryota, Fungi, Glomeromycota, Glomeromycetes, Glomerales, Glomeraceae. The record is from the annotation of a GenBank genome assembly.
AUGAAAUCUAAAGUCCUACUUGAGAAUAGCCAAGGGUCUGUUCCAAAAAAAUUACCAGAUAUUAAAAUAAGCACUCCACCCACUUCUCAAACUUUGAAAACCAAUCAAACUAAUGCAUUAGAGAUGCAAGAGAAAUAUUUGGAUUCAGUUGAAGUAAGUACAUCGGCAAAUGUAUCUUCUUCCA